CUCAUUCCCCGGCUGUAAGGCGCGAAACGGAGGGGUCGGGGCAGAGGCUUUAUUUUGGUGGGGGCGCUUCACCCAGACACGCCAGCCCCGCUCUUGUGAAAGGCCAAGAAAGGCUUUCCCGCGCUCUGCGUUUGAAACUGCCGCCGCCGCGCUUCGCCCCCGCCCACUGAGGGCGUGUGAGGCGGGGAGGAUGGCGACGAAGCUGACCAAAGCCCAGUACGAAGAGGUCGCCCGGUUCCUGGCCCAAGUGCCUCCGACCAGGCAGAGCCUGAGGAAACUGAGGGAGCGCUUCCCCAGGAAGGACAUCCAGACAGCACAGUACACUGGACAGGAUCCUGUGGCAUCCCACUUGCCACUUUUUCCCCAGGAUGAUGAGGAACCACGAGUGAGCACUUUUUGGGUUUGUCAAUCGCAGUCCACUCUGCUGAGCAUCUUCUCCCAGGAGUACCAGAAAUUAAUCAAAAGAACACAUGCCAAACAUCACACUCCGGAGGCAACCGAGGCUUACUAUCAAAGGUACCUUAAUGGAGUGAUAGAAAAUGCAGCUUCUCCUGUAUUAUUGGACCUGGCCAAUGAGGUGGAUUUUGCCCCAUCACUGAUGGCUCGAAUAGUGUUGGAAAAAUUUCUACAAGAACAAGAAGGAUCAAUCCCUUCCAAAACUCUUAUAAACAGUAUGCUGCGGGACCCUUCUCAGAUUCCAGAUAGAAUUCUAGCAAACCAGAUCUAUCAGUGUACUGUGAAUGACUAUUGUUAUGGACCGCUGGUGGACUGCAUCAAACAUGCAGUUGGACAUGAGCAUGAAGUCUUACUGCAAGAAAUGCUUUUGGAGAAAAAUAUAUCUUUUUUAGCUGAAGAUCAGUUACGUGCAAAAGGUUAUGACAAAACACCAGACUUCAUAUUAGAGGUGCCAGUCGCUGUAGAAGGUCAUAUCAUUCAUUGGAUUGAAAGCAAAGCCUCUUUUGGUGAUGAGUGUAGCCACCAAGCCUAUCUACAUGACCAGUUCUGGAGUUACUGGAACAGAUUUGGUCCCGGACUAGUUAUCUAUUGGUAUGGCUUUAUCGAAGAGUUGGACUGUCAUCGCAACCGUGGUAUCUUGCUCAAAGACUGCUUCCCUACAGACAUAGUUACUCUUUGAGACUUUCCAUGGGGGUGGAAGAAAAAAAUUAGAGGAAAAGGCGAAUCCGGAAGCAAUUUUACUUUCCUGCAGUAUAAACUACUGGCAACAUCUGCCCUGAACUUCAGGUGAACUCUUCCAGCCCAGGAUCACACUACUACUACUUUAGACAAACACAUCAAGAGUUUCUGCUUUACUUCAACCCUCUGCUGAUGCGAGCAGCCAAAAAAUACAGACACAGCCCAAACAUUAUCAGCAUUUCUGUCUCUGUCAAACAGUUUAUAGAUAGCCGUAAUCUUUCUUCCUUCCGGAUGGCUUCUCCUUGCACUUUGAACAAAAGAAGAAAUGUGGAGGCUGAAAGGUGUGGCUUUCAGUUUUUCCUCCCAGUUAUGAAGUCACUUUAAAAAAUGUCUUCUGUCACACAAGCCUCUUUUCUGGUUAAAUGUUAAAAACCUAGCUAACACAAACUUAAGUAUUCCGUUCUUAAAUGGUCACGUUGUGCUAAGCUACUACAAGCUCGUAUAGGUUAGGGAAGCGAGUCAUCUGGCAAUGUAUUCUUUUAACUCUGAACUUCCAGGGUUUCUGGGCACAAAGCCAGACAGUUGACCCUUUUAAUGUAAAUUUUAAUUACUGGUAUUUAUCUCAUUUCAUGCUGUUAAAAGCCAUAGCAUAAUUGUAGAAAUGCUAUUCUCUCUUACAAAAAAAUGUUUCAUUUGUCCGAUCCUGAAAUUAAAAGUCCAGAAAUAUUUAUAGUAUAUAUUAAGUUGUAAUGGGCAUUUUAAUAUUUUGGAAUAAAGUGGGCAUUGUUAGAGCUUGAGUCUUAGCCUGGAAAUCUGUGUUAGAAAGAUAUUUUCGGUAACAGUAAGAAGGCAAAGAUUUUAUUUGGACAUGCUGUGGAGAUGACUGAGAAUCAGAGCUAUGUACCUGAUACAUUACCCUUGGAUAUGAAUUCAAUACCUAAUGGUCAUGCUCACAAGCAUAUAAAACUAUUCAAGCUAUAGCAACCCUAAAUGGAUGCCUUCUGCACUCCCAUAGCCUAUUUGCAUCAUCCAACAAGUACUCAAAGCCGAUCAUGGAUAUUCCACUUUCAUGGCAGAAGGAAAUGGAAGAAAUAUAAUUAUCACUGCUUUUUAUACUCUUUUGAUAAGCUAUUAUAAGCCUGUUUCCAUUGCUUCAGAAACUGGUCCUACCCACAUUCAUAUUACUGUAUAUAUUUUCUGCCAGUCAUUAACAUUCUCAUAUCUUUAUAUACUAAUCUCAGCAAGGAAAGACAACAUUCUGCUUACACAUUCAUUUAUUUGUUAACCACAAUUAUACCUUCCCCUUAAGCAAAAAAGAUCUCAGAGCAUCUUACAAAAAUCAUUCCUAAAACACACUCUGUCCUCAGACUCACAAACUAAAAAGACAUAACACACAAGAAAAAAGGAAUGAUAGGGAGGCGGAAAAUGCAAGCUCCAGCACAAGUUCUUACAAUUACAGCCAGCAGUGGUAGUGGCAGUUCUGGCUGUGGGGAAUUGAAUAUGAAUCUCUGUGACCCACAUGUGGUGGGGGGGGGGGGGGCUAAAGAAAAUGGCUGGGUUCAAAAAUGCCUGGAUUCAAAACACCAGGCUUUGCAUACUCUCCUGCAGAGGCAGAGCCCCAGUAGCAGAGAUUAAACUCACAAAAGUUAAGCAGUGAUAUAGUGUUAGGAAUAUAGGUUGCUAAAACUUUUUAACCAGUUCAAUUGCACGCAGCAGCUAACCUCUUUCUACGCCUCUUGCUAUGAGCAGGCCACACACAGAAGUAAGUUUAAAAUGCUUUACUUGCAGGUUCAAGGUAUCAGCCAUGCAUUGUUCCAUGCAGCAGCAAUGAUAAUGCAGGCAGAACACUCUUGAAUAGAAAAUACAGCAGGACAACUUCGGUUAUGCAUUCUAAGCGUAGAGCUAGCUUAAGCAUGUCCAUCCGGGUUGAUUACAUGAUGAAGAGAUAGAGAGAUAAAGGAAGAGGAAAGAAGCUUCACUUCCUUUCCAGAGGAGAGGGGGUAUGAUCAAACUGAGUCUAUCUAGCAAUAUAACUCUAUGAUCCUUAACCCCUUAAUGCACCAACUAGCAGCCAUGCAUAGUUAUGUUUGACUGCAAUCUCCCACACUGGCUGCCUUUCCCUUUAUAAGAGCAAUCCUUCCCCUGAAAUACUUCACGCACACACCCUGAUCAGAUCCAGGAACAGAGCUUGUGAGACAUCUUGGCCAAAAGGGCGGAGCAAAUCCUGAAGUUACCUUUUCCCCAGAGUUCGCUCAGUUUUGCUGCUCUUUAAAAUGAAAAUAGGAAAAUCUCAUUGUAUUAAAAGAAAUAACAUUGUUUCCUCCGGCCCCCUCCAUCAUCCAUUUCCAGCAGAAGUAUCUCAGAGUUUUUCCUAGAGUAGACCAUAGCUUGCCUAUUUUGCAGAGGACCCUGUAGUUUUUGAGGUAUGUUUCUUUGAAAUAUUAAACUUUCAGCAAGACCUUAUUUCAAGCAGUGUAACUCAUUUAUGUUUAACAUACUGCAACAAGCUUGUAGGUUUGCUUGCACAUAAAAGAUGGCAGAAGAAAUCUGUAGUGUGUAACUUAUUGGUGCUACACAGAAGUAAUAUUCAGGGUGUUAUUGCCUGGUGUACAUAAAACUUGUUCAAAAGGUGAAAAUAAAAUAGUAUUCCAGCAUUAUUCCCUUG
Messenger RNA from Zootoca vivipara (common lizard), 3799 nucleotides. RefSeq names its product CDAN1 interacting nuclease 1 (gene CDIN1). The record is from RefSeq and is a predicted model, not a curated record. NCBI's taxonomy places the organism in Eukaryota, Metazoa, Chordata, Lepidosauria, Squamata, Lacertidae. Gene Ontology annotation, cellular component: cytoplasm; nucleus. Gene Ontology annotation, biological process: erythrocyte differentiation.